Danio rerio (zebrafish) is the source of this 9410-nucleotide messenger RNA. The record is from RefSeq and is a predicted model, not a curated record. Lineage: Eukaryota; Metazoa; Chordata; Actinopteri; Cypriniformes; Danionidae.
ACACACGCAGUCAGUCACUCGUUUUAACACACACACACACACAUACACAGAACCAGGGGCACUCGGCAAGCGGGGCAAACAAUCAUGUAUUUCAAUAGAAAUCGUGGCCGCUGACAAAAAACGUGCUUUUGAUUCACUGACGUGAUGCAUCGGGGGAAAGUGACAGGCGGCCAGUUUCAUUCUCGUUUAUUCAUGAAUCUCCAUUUUUGAUGUUGGAGAGAGAAAUGAGUGCCGAGGUCGGGCCUACUGGUGCAAAUGCUGCUGGGAUUUUGCAGAUCCGCUUUCACAAAUUGACAAAAAGUAACGCUACAUGCUCGAAUUUCAAGGGCUAUCCGGUGGUUCUGUCGUGACCGAGUCGUAAAUGGAUGGAGCCAUGUCAACAUGAAUCAGUCCUACAAAGUGGCCGGCAGGGAUGGCUCGGAGUGUCGUGGAGAUCCACAGGACAGCAGGGCUCUUGAUGUCCGAAUCGGCUCAUGUGGACAGCAGAGCACCAAGGCCGACCAAAGCUCUGCCAUGCAUUUCUUGAACCCUGGCUACAAACUCUCUGCACCGUUUGCGUACAACCAGAGAGAAUCCACCUCCAACUACAGCCCGCUGAGGAGACUCCAGGACCUGACCACUAUGGUGAACCAUGCGGACGGAGGUUUGCAGGAUAAGGACUUCCACGGGCGAAACAAAUUGCUCAUGCACAGUCCCAUUGGUGGGAACGAGUUCGGGAUAGGCCUUUAUAACACAACCAAUUCGCAAGGAAACACUGCUAUUCAGGAUCUGGACAAGAAUGGCUUCUCGCCAGUGAGCUCUGAUAGCUUGGAACACUUUUCUCCGAUCUCCAAUGGAUUUUUGCAUUUCGAUUCGACCCUGUUUGACAGCGGCGACAGCAAGGAUAACGACGAGGAUGUCAAGGGAGAGGUGGCAACGUUUAAAGACACGUCAAAGAAAUGCCAGAAACGAAAUGUGGCUAAAACAGAAACUCAGAGCAGCCACAGGUUGGACGCAAACAAACAUAGUAGUAAAAAUACAGCAAAGUCGGACCCUCCAGCGAGUCCAUUCCAUGUACCAUUUACCAUGAUGGAGGAUUUUGACAGUAUGGAUGAUUAUUCUGACAGUGACUGCGAUCUGCCCAGCACUGAGAACUGCGCGUCAAUAUUCAAUCUCUCCAAAAGAGCACAUUCACCCAGCGACUCCCAUUCAAAUCCUUCCAGCAGCCCAAAGAAGAAGCAGCUUCUCAGUGUCAAGUACUCUAUUGGGGAUGUUGUGUGGGCCAAAUUCAACCGCAGACCCUGGUGGCCCUGUCAUGUAACCACUGACCCACAGAUUGACGUCCACACCAAAAUGAAAGAUCCCAGUCGUCGGCCAUGCCGCCUCUAUUUUGUCCGGAUGUUUGGGGAGAUCGUGGACCAAGCAUGGGUCCCGGCGAAAGCCACUUUUCCUUUUGAAGGAGGUGAUCAGUUUGAAAAACUCCCGGUGCUGAGACGGAGAGGAAGACAGAAGGAGAAGGAUUACAAGUACACGGUUCCCAAGCGUCUAAUUCCAUCGUGGAAAGCUAGUGUCUUGGAGGCAGAGGCAUCAUUAACCAAACAGUUAAACAGCGAACCUCCAUUGACUUUAAUCCAGGAUGUGUGCGUGCCAAUUACAGAAGACAAGGCACACAAAAAAAACCCUGCUUGUCCAAAGUCUACAACACUGUCCACACCAUCAAGCUCACUUUUGUCCAAUGGACUCAAUGCAUCCGUUAAGAACAGACUAAAACCCGGCACUGCAAGCAAAAAGAAGGCAACUAAAAAGAUGAUCCAAUCUCAAUCAAUCAAAUUAAGCGAGACCCCUUCAUUAUUUAAAUCCAAAUCAAACCCUUCAUCAGACAAACCAUCCAUAGCCACAGACCCGCUAGAUAGUCCGUAUUCAGAUAUCGACUCUGUACCGAGGAUUCUGUGUUCAAAACGUAUCGACGAAUCGCUGCAGGUGGAGCUGGAGAAAGAGUUGAGCACUAAAACUACAAAAGUACAAGCAUGUAAGAAGACGAGCAAGAACAGCGUGGACAAACCGGGGAAGAAAACUGAUGUAAAAUGCUUGAAGAACAGUAAGCUAAAGAAGUCAACGCCCAAAGACAAAACACUUAAAGCUACAAGCUCCAGACUGAAGGAAAGCAGUUCCCCGGGCUCGUCGGAUGGCUCUUUUGCCAUGCACUCUCACUAUCUGCCUGCCAGCAGUGGCUUAAUUGUGAGAGCACUCGCCGCCGGGGAAGAAACCAAGGAAAAAGACUUAAGCCACGAGCCAAAUUCUCACUCGCCAAGUUCUGAACACUCGUCCCAAACAAACCAUGAGUUAUCCAAACAAAAUUGGGAGGUAAAAAAUAACAGCGAGUCUAGUGAAGAAUCAGUGGAUGCCUCCGACUCCCCUCCAAACCCAACUUCAAUUAAAAGAAUUAAAAAACGGCCCCAAAAAAAUGGCAUUCACAAAGAUCCUCCGCCUAAAUCACACGAGGAAUCUGAAUCUAAAGUAAAUAAUGAAAGCAUGUUCUCAGACACCUCGUCUUCAUCCAUCCCAUCUCCUUCGAUCUCUCCAAUGGACGCUUUUCAAGACAUCAAGGAGCUUUCAUUUAGAUCUCUUGUUAAAGAGGAAUGCAGCUCUGGAGAAUCUCCGCUCCGUGCCGAUUCGAACUACAAAUUCAGUACUUUCCUGAUGCUCUUGAAGGAUUUGCAUGACAGCCGGGAGAAGGAAGGGAAACCUUUAACUCUUCCUCCAACAUCUCCGUCUUCGUUAAUAAAGGAAGAACCUUCACUCAUCCCUGUUGGAGAAGAGCCACCAAAUGAGGUGCUUUGUGAAAAGGAGUUUGCAGAGCAAAGCAGCUUGCCUGGAAAAACAUCAACACCGAACAACUCAAAGCAAAGCAAAGCUAAGCUGAAAUCAACAGUGAAAAAGGAAAGUCAAAAGCCUGACGUUGUUAUAGAUUCAGUCUCUCCGUUAAAGAAACCAAUCUCACCUGUAGGUUUGGAUGUACUUGACAAGAGUUUGCCUUUGUUAGGAGAUCUUCCAAAGUCUAGUGAUGUUUCUGCUGCGGUUACUGAUGUUUGCGCUAAGGGAACCAUCUCCAAGGUUGCUCCUAAAAAGCGCUGGAAAACAUUCGAGUCGGAACUUGGGAAAAGCAUCAAGCCAAAGAGCGAUCAGGUUGAUUCGACUCUAGAUGAGGUGAAGAGUGUGUCCACAGAGCCCAAUGGAGUCUUCAAAGACGGUCUUCAGGAAUCGGCUCACUCUGACGUCCCGAAUAAAAAAGAUGCUUCAGAAAACAAAAGACUUCGAAAGCCAAGCAAGAGGCUGAUUGAGUGCGGGGAAGAAUAUGAACAAAUUUUUCCCUCGAAGAAGAAAACUAAGAAAUCCACAGAGUCCUGUAAAACGGGAUCUUGUAUCUCUAACACUACUCCUGAACAGCCGGCAUCAGACCAGAUCACACUUGAUGCUGUUUCAAGCUCUUCAGCUGAAAAACCCCUUGAUCAUGUCGUAGCAGAAGAGCAGAAACCCCCUGCAGAUGUUCUCGUUCCUCCUUCAGCACCAAAAUCUCCAUCCUGUGCAACAUCAUUAGAGACAGAGCCGUGUGAGAAGAAAUCUGCUCCUUUGGAAAGAAAGAGGCCACGGAAGUCUGUGCAUAAAGUUCUAGACUGCGCUAUUGAAGGGGAGUCUGUUAAGAUCCCAAAGAAAGGGGAGAGUAGACAACACAAAACGAACCCAGAGGAAUCGGGUGUCAGAGAUCUGGAGAAACAGGAAGAGGCUGGACCUCCACCAUCAAGCCCAUGUGCUGUAUCAGCACAAAGUGAGGGUGAACUACGAACGUCUUCCCCGAUCCAGCCGGAUGUUCCCAGUGUGAGUCAGAUCCCGGUUGAAGGAGAGCAGAGCAGUCCAUCUAAACCUCAGAUUAACAACGAAGACUCGCUGAUCUCUGAGGGUUUUGCUGCAGGACUCAAUGACAGUGCGUUUUCCAGCAGAGAUUCAUUAUCUGGUGAUUUGUCUGGACUCUCGACCAAUAAAAGAUCCGUGGAGAGAGGCGGAGGGGCAUCGCUGAAGGAGAAUGUCUGCCAGGUGUGUGAGAAGACCGGAGAGCUGCUGCUGUGUGAGGGUCAGUGCUGUGGAGCUUUUCAUCUGCAGUGCAUCGGCCUCACAGAGACUCCUAAAGGACGCUUCAUCUGCCAGGAGUGCAAGAUGGGUGUGCACACAUGUUUUGUGUGUAAAAAGCCUGACAAGGAGGUCAGGCGGUGUAUGAUCCCUGUGUGUGGGAAGUUUUAUCACAUGGAUUGCAUAUUAAAAUAUUCCCCCACCGUCGCACAGAAUCGCGGCUUCCGCUGCUCCAUCCACGUCUGUCUGUCCUGCUACAUCACAAACCCCAACAACCCCGGCAUCUCCAAAGGCCGCUUGACCCGCUGCGUGCGCUGCCCUGUGGCCUACCAUGCCAAUGACUACUGUAUGGCAGCGGGCAGCGUUCCUUUAGCCAAUAACAGCUUUCUCUGCCCGAACCACUUCACACCACGCAAAGGCUGCAAAAACCACGAACACAUCAACGUCAGCUGGUGCUUUGUGUGUUCUGAAGGCGGGAGUCUGCUGUGCUGUGAAUCUUGCCCUGCUGCCUUUCACAGAGAGUGUCUGAAUAUUGAGAUGCCACAAGGCAGCUGGUUCUGCAACGACUGUCGAGCAGGAAAGAAGCCCCAUUACAAGGACAUACUGUGGGUCAAAGUGGGACGAUACAGAUGGUGGCCCGCUGAAGUCACGCAACCCAAAAGCGUUCCUGAAAACAUCUCCCGCAUGAAACACGAGGUCGGAGAGUUUCCCGUGCACUUCUUCGGCUCUAAAGACUACGUGUGGACGUAUCAGGCUCGAUGUUUCCCCUAUAUGGAAGGAGACGCCAACAAUAAGGAGAAGAUGGGAAAGGGUGCAGAUGCCGUCUAUAAGAAAGCUUUAAAUGAAGCGGCUGAUAGAUUCAGAGAACUGCUGAAGGAGAAGGAGAUGAGGCAACUACAAGAAGACCGAAAGAAUGACAAGAAACCUCCUCCAUACAAACACAUCAAGGUGAACAAACAAAUAGGGAAGGUGCUGAUCAUCACGGCGGAUCUGUCUGAAAUCCCACGCUGCAACUGUAAAGCCACUGAUGAGAACCCGUGCGGCAUCGACUCGGAGUGCAUCAACCGCAUGCUGCUGUACGAGUGUCAUUCGCAAGUGUGUCCCGCAGGAGAGCGCUGUCAGAACCAGAGCUUCACCAAACGCCAGUACACAGAGGUGGAGAUCUUCAGGACUCUAUCACGCGGAUGGGGUCUGCGCAGCAUAUCCGACAUCAAGAAGGGAGCUUUUGUGAACGAGUAUGUUGGCGAGGUCAUUGACGAAGAGGAGUGUCGAAGCAGAAUCAAAAACGCACAAGACAACGACAUCUGCAACUUCUACAUGCUCACACUGGAUAAGGAUCGCAUUAUAGACGCCGGGCCGAAGGGAAACGAGUCGCGUUUCAUGAACCACAGCUGCCAGCCAAACUGCGAGACUCAGAAGUGGACGGUGAACGGAGACACCAGAGUCGGGCUGUUCGCUUUGGAAGAUAUUCCUAAAGGUGUUGAACUCACGUUUAAUUAUAACCUGGAGUGUCUGGGUAACGGGAAAACCGUGUGUAAAUGUGGAGCGCCCAACUGCAGCGGAUUCCUGGGAGUCAGACCAAAGAAUCAGCCACCAUCAGAUGACAAGACACGGAAACUGAGGAGGAAAGUUUCAGGCAAGCGCAAGAGUCAGUCGGAGGUCACCAAGGAGCGAGAGGAUGAAUGUUUCUACUGUGGGGACGGAGGACAGAUCGUGUCCUGUAAGAAACCCGGCUGCCCCAAAGUCUAUCACGCCGACUGUCUGAAUCUGUCCAAAAGACCUGCAGGUCGCUGGGAGUGCCCGUGGCAUCAGUGUAAUGAGUGCGGCAGAGAAGCGGCGUCCUACUGCGAGAUGUGUCCCAACUCCUACUGCGAGCAGCACCGCGAGGGAAUGCUCUUCAUAUCCAAACUGGACGGCAAACUGUCCUGCAGCGAACACGACCCCUGCGGCCCAGAUCCUCUGGAACCGGGCGAGAUUCGAGAGUAUGUUCCCAGUACAUCCAUUGUAGGUCAAGCGCCCAAUAUGUCAGCAUCUGGCAGGAUAACCCAGCCUGCACUUCCACCCGCAGCACCGCUCUUCAUUCCCGCUCAAAACAGACCAGCGUUUCAAUCCCAAAGAGACCCGUAUGGAGACGAAGUGGUGGAUAACAUUUUACCUUCAUCAUCUCCUAAAGACAUCAAGGAGGAAGAUAUGAGUGACGGAGAGGUGGUGUUUGAAGAAGGAGAAGAAGAAGAAGAAGAUCUUGAGCUUGUGGAUGAUGAAGAUGAUGAAGAAGAAAUCGACUGCAGAGGAAUGGGUUUGGAGGAUGAAGAGGAGGAGGAGGAGUUUGAAGACUAUGAGGAUGACUUCGUUAAUGUUGACUUUGUAGGAACCGAGGAUGGGGAUGAAGUGGAAGGAGACGAACAGGAAACAUCAUGGGAUGAGUUGGUGGAAGCAGAAAAAUGAGCUUGAUUCUUCUGGAUAUGACCUGUGACUGACGACACGCAGGGAAAUCAGCCGCCGUUGUUUUUCCGAUUGGUUCAAGCAUCGGUUGAGAACGAUGAACACCUGUGAUACACUGAUCUCGCUAUGAGCUUGCCUUCUCAACCCAAGUCCUCUUGGAGAAUCCUCAUAGAGGGUCGGAUCUGGUGCUGUGGGAUUUUGACUUCAGUCCGUUUGUUGGAUAAUAAUGAUUAGUGUCUGGUGCUCUUUUACUUUUUACAUUUUCCUCCUGGAAUUGUUUACAUUCUCUGACCUGAACAGAAGGAUGACCUCACGGGGGUUUAAAAUGGCGCAUCAUGGACCGUACUGUUGUUGUCUUACUUAGGAAAUCUGAAUAUAGGUUAUGAUUAUCAGUUUUUAUGAACAAGUCUGAUCGUUUAUGAACGGUUUAGACACAUCAUCCCACACAAUUAUGGUUUUUAAGGGUUAGUUCACGCAAAAAAUGUUUAAUUAUUCCAUUAUUUAUGGCGCUCAAGGCAUCUUAUAGAUUUAGAUGACUUCUUUGAGUUGAAUCCAAUUGGACUUGGGAUUUUUCAGCUCGACAAUGACGAUUGGCUGUCCAUAAAAUCUAAAAAAAAAAAAAAAAAAAAAGUGCAUCCAUCCAUCCAUAAAAAGUGCCUCACAUUGAUCCAAGGGCUAGAUAAAAGUCUCAUUUAGUGAAUCUAUGCAUAUUUUUUAGAAAAAUAUCCAUAUUUAAAACUUCGCAGACUGUUUUGUGUAGUUUCCAGCAACUUCCAUCCUUAUAUGUGUACUUAUUGGUGCAUUAGCGCCACCAGCUGGACAUUAAUGUGUUUUCUUUGUCUUUUUUUGUUGUGUUUGUGUUCCUUUUAACUAUGCACACCAUGUUUCUCAAACAGGUUCCAAGAGGACCACCGGCACUGCAUGUUUUAGAUGUCUCCGUUGUCUGUCACACCCAUUACAAGUCUUUCAGUCUCUGCUGAUGAGCUGAUAAUCUGAAUCAGGUGUGUUUGAUUAAGGAGACAUGGAAAAUGUGCAGAGCUGGUGGUCCUCCAGGAACGUGGUUGAGAAACACUGCACUUAAGCAUAGAUGUUAAACUCUUACUCCUAGUUGAGUGCUUCGGGCUUGUUUGAAACCUACAGGUAAGUGUGUUUAACUGGGGUUGGAACUAAACUGUGGAGCUUUGGCCCUCCAGGAACUAGAUUUGACACCUAUGCUUUAGCGCAGUAUUUCUCAACCACGUUCCUGAAGGGCCACCAGCACUACAUGUUUUAGAUGUCUCCGUUGUCUGUCACACCCAUUACAGGUCUUUCAGUUUCUGCCAAUGAGCUGAUGGUCUGAAUCAGGUGUGUUUGAUUAAGGAGACAUGGAAAAUGUGCAGAGCUGGUGGUCCUCCAGGAACGUGGUUGAGAAACACUGCACUAAAGCAUAGGUGUCAAACUCUUACACCUAGUUGAGUAAUUCAGGCUUGUUUGAAACCUACAGGUAAAUGUGUUUAAUUAGGGUUGGAACUAAACUGGAGCUUUGGCCCUCCAGGAACUAGAUUUGACACCUAUGCUUUAGCGCAGUGUUUCUCAACCAUGUCCCUGGAGGACCACCAGCACAGCAUGUUUUAGAUGUCUCCUUUGUCUGUCACACCCAUUACAAGUAUUUCAGUCUGCUAAUGAUCUGAUGGUCCGAAUUAGGUGUGUUUGGUUAAGGAGACAUGGAAAAUGUGCAGAGCUGGUGGUCCUCCAGGAACUUGGUUGAGAAACACUGCACUAAAGCAUAGGUGUCAAACUCCUACACUUAACUGAGUGCUUCAGGCUUGUUUGAAACCUACAGGUAAGUGUUUGAGCAGGGUUGGAGCUACACUGCAGAGCUGCGGCCCUCCAGAAACUGGAUUUGACACUGUGCACUAAAUAUAUUUUAAAAUACACACUCCAGUCCAGCUGGAGGCGCUAAUGCACCAAAAAUACAUCUCAAAAUAAGGAGAUUAAUGAAUGCCACUCGCCUGAAGUUACACAAAAUUGUUUAUGUAGUCUUAAAUAUUGAUGUUUUCUUAUAAAAACACAUGGAUUCACUAAAGGAGAUGUUUAUUUAGCUUAUGAAGCAUUUUUUAUUAUGAAUGGAUGCACUUUAUUGGGUUUCUUUUGAUCAGUCGUUGUCAUUGUUGAGCUGGAAAAGAAUAAGAUUGUUUAUAAAACAUUUUCAAUUGCAUUGGACUGAAAGAAGAAAGUCAUAUACACCUAUAGGAUGCCUUGAGGGUGAGUAAAUCAAGGGAUAUGAAAAAUUUUUAGGUGAACUAACCCUUUAAACGCCACAGUUUGCAGUACUUGAACUGAUUUCUCCAGGUCUGUCUGUCAGUGAGUCCACACAAUGUCUACAUGUUAUAGGAGUUUAAUACAACUGAUUUGUAAACAAGAAAAAGAGUCAAAAGGAAUAUAGGAAAUACAACAUUCCCAGCUUGAUUUCAAUCAUGCACUUUUGUGUUUUCGUCAUUUGUUUCAGCUGUCAGCAAGCGACUGAAGAAACUUUAGUAGUCUAGAGGAGUGAUUGUGUUGUUUUUCCUCCAUUCUCGUGGCCUUUGAGUCUUCAUGCUUUUUGAAAAGAUGAGUUUCUGCUUCUUCGUUGGAUGCUGCGCAAGGCCUGCUCGUAUUUAAAGGGAGGGAUUUUAAUUCACUCCAAAAUGAAAGUUUCCUGUUAAUUGACUCACCAAAUGAUCCAAGAUCCAUUUCUGAGUGGACUAUCACUUUCAAUUCCACCACCUUCUCAAAAUUAUAAUCGGAAAUAGCUCAUUUUCAAUGUGUGAGAAAUUCUGGGUUCACAUGUUGGAUUUGUGUCUGUGAUCUUUUGUGCCUCUGAAUGGUUUGCAAUCUUUUUACAC